Molecule: messenger RNA, 1901 nt
Organism: Eupeodes corollae
Lineage: Eukaryota; Metazoa; Arthropoda; Insecta; Diptera; Syrphidae
Product: coiled-coil domain-containing protein 174
Exons: 1
Coding region: 138-1874 (578 amino acids)
Cellular component (GO): nucleus
Source: RefSeq, a predicted model, not a curated record
AAUUCAAAACGAAACCAAAAACAUCUGUUUAUUUCCAAACUUUCAUCUUCAUCUCGGAUUGUAUUGUUAUUUGGGAUUAAUAUUUAUUUAAAUUCCAAUUAUAAUCAUAGACUCGUACUCAAAAUACCAUCAACAAGAUGAAUGAUCCAAAUAAAAAAAUUGAUGUAAAUCUAUCUUCUCUGAUGAGCCUCAAAGCGGAACUUCUGCGUAAACAGGCUGAAGUGAGUAAAGUAAAAGCAACCCGAUCUACUGAACCCACAGUUCCCAACAAAGCUAAAAUUUACAAAAAGGACACAAUCACUGAGCUACCCAGUAAUGUAAGUGAAACGAAAUCCUCUAAAAUAUAUGAAGUAGAAGAUUCCGCAUUGCUUGAGAAAUCAAAAAAGGUCCUAGAAGCCAAAUCGAAAUAUUACGACCGAAUGAUAGCAAUGGGCGGUCAAUUAAAUUCAGAUGACAAUUGCCUUGUUCUUUUCAAUCGCAAAAAGCAAGAAGACCCAAGGCCUUAUUCACCAGAGAAAAGAUACUCAUCUUCAUCUGAUAACUCUGAUAGUGAAGGGGAGCCUGACGAGGAGCCAGUUAAUCCAGAAGAUGAGUGGGUUGAAUAUACAGAUUGUCUGGGGAGGACUCGAAAAUGUUUGCGCGGUGAUCUGGAGGUAAUUAAGAAAAAAGAUACAGAGUUAGCAGCGAGUAUUCCUGAGCGUCUGGAUCAAAAUCGGCCCAAUUGGAUGAUCGAUGUUGUCGGCAAGGAGGCACCGCCUGAAUCUCAGGCACCCACGGUGUCUGUUAUGGGCGAAGAUGGCGUCUCAAUAAUUUCCAAGCAUGACGAGAUGCGCAACAACUGGGAAAAAAAGGAAAUUGAAAAUUUCGCAAAAGAAAAUGUUCAUUACCAAGACGUGUUUUUCGAUGAAGCGCGCCAACACGGUGUUGGCUACUAUGCAUUUUCCACGGACGAAGAAGAAAGAGCCCGUCAACAAAAGGAACUGGAAGAAACACGCAAAAGAACCCUUAACGAACAGGCAAACAAGGAAUCCCAGCGUAUUCACCGAGAGAAGAUAAUCGCAGAAAGAGUUAAGGCAGCAAAGAACAGACAAAGAGCUCGCCUAGGUCUUCCACCACUCGAAGAUGAAGAAAUCAAAGAAGAUGAAAAACCAAAGGAAACAAAAGAGGAGCGAAAGCUACGGAAAAAAGCUGAAAAACAGAAACGCCGACAAGAGAAGGAAGAAAAACUUCGUGAAGAAGAGCGUCAAAAUCAUGUGCGUCCUUGGGAUAAAAAAAAGACUGGUGUACACUCAGAGCCAGAUACUGAAGAAUCCACUCUUGAACAACCGUGGACCUACAGACCUGAUCGUAAUCCGAUGUCACAAGAACAAUGGAAUGAACAAAAACGAACGGAAAGAAAUCCUGAAUUCGCACCGCGGGUUGAAGAACCUUCCAGAAAAUACAAACACAGAGAUGGACCGGGACCCGAAACAACACACCUACCGCCUCUGCCUAAGAUGUCAAGGACCAGCUUUAAAGGGGAUAACCUUAAAUUCCCCAUGGCACCACCACCGAACCCAUUUACCUCAGUUACUUGUGACGAUGCGGGAUUCGAUAGUUUUUCGGCCUUUCAAUCUACAAAAAGAACAAACACUUUCCAAAAAAGGAACUCAAAUGCUUUGGCGGAUGCAGAAAAAGAAGAAGUCUUUCAAAAUCGACGAGGUGCUGAAAUACCACCUCCGAUGAAUUUGGACCCCGAACCGUACGUAAGAUCACGUCAAGCUGAACAAAGCCUUGAGAGUUCCAUAGAAGCUGGUCUUAAAUUCUUACGCAACAACUUUGAUAAAAAUACAUUGGCCAACAAGUCCAGUUGGACUGCAAAGUCCGAUUAUUAGAUUGAAAUAAAAUUAGUUUAACCCAAA